Molecule: messenger RNA, 879 nt
Organism: Macadamia integrifolia
Lineage: Eukaryota; Viridiplantae; Streptophyta; Magnoliopsida; Proteales; Proteaceae
Product: omega-hydroxypalmitate O-feruloyl transferase-like
Exons: 4
Coding region: 1-879 (292 amino acids)
Molecular function (GO): acyltransferase activity, transferring groups other than amino-acyl groups
Source: RefSeq, a predicted model, not a curated record
AUGGCAUAUUUUGGGAGGCCAUCACUCUUUGCUUGCGUUAAGCUUAGGAGGACAGAGAAUCUCUUUGAAACAAUCAAACAAGCCUUGGCUAAGGUUUUGGUUCAUUUCUAUCCAUUUGCUGGGAGUCUUGUACAGUGUCCAGAUGGGAAUUUUAUGGUGAAAUAUACAGGAGAAGGUGUACCAUUUGUUGAAGCAGUUGCAAAUUGUGAUCUUGGUGAGUUGGGAAAUUUUACUGUCCCUAAUCUCCCAAAACACAGACAACUUGUUCAUGCUUGCAAUGAAUCAAAGAACCCUUUCGAUAUACCACUACUUGAGGUGCAGGUGACAAGGUUCCAGUGUGAAGGAUUUGUUAUUGGAUUAGCAGUGAACCAUUGCAUGUGCGAUGGAGCCUCAUUGAUGGAAUUUAUGAAGUCAUGGGAUAGAUCUAUAUUGAAGCCAAAACAACUCCUUAAAACUGAUGAAUACAUCCAUUACAAUAUUUUUGCGAUGAACAAAGAUGGAUCAAAUGUUUCCCCCUAUAUAGUAAGAAGAGAUGAACAAUCUGUAUUCAAAUCCUUCUCUUUGGAUCUCCAAAUAUUGAUGCAACUAGAGAAGAUAACUACCAUGGAGGAUUAUGGAACCAUGAAGACUACUGCCACUGAUUUUGAAUUGAUCAUGGCAUUUAUAUGGCGCGCACGAACCAAGGCCCUGAAACUGAACCCUUCUGAGACAUCAAUGCUAUUGAUCGUUGUCGACGGACGGCAUCGUCGAUUUAGUCCAUCAUUUCCUAAAGUGUACUUCGGCAAUGCAUUUUUGAUUACAGGUUGUGAAUGUAGUGCAGGAGAACUAAUAGAAAAUCCACUUUGGUUUGCAGUUGAUUCGAUCAAAAGGGCACUAUAA